GAGAGACUUUUGAUGUGAAGUCGGCGAGACGGUUUCUCUCUCUCAUCUGUCUUACAGAAGAUCCCCGAUUUCGCGGUAAACGAGUUCCUCGGCCGCUCACUCUCGUUAAUCAAACUCUCAAGCUUGCCAGCCACACUCGCUCUUUUCGCUUCUCAUAGCUUCUUACUUGCACCUUUCUUUUUAAUAAAAUUUUCUUAUAGCUUUUCUUGAAAAUGAAGCCAGCAACGCUAGCGUGCCUUCUAGGGCCCAUGGGCAUCAUUGCCCGCCCCUGUGGCGGUGGUCGCCCUCAGUCAUCGUCUACGGUGUCCUCUAUCGCGGUCAGUGUUACCGCGACAUCUAGCCAGCCAGCCCCGACGUCUACGGUCCCGACGUCUACGAUCUCGACAUCUACAAUCCCGACGUCUGAGGUCCCGACAUCCGCGAUUCCGACGUCUGCGAUUCCGACUGCCACCUCCUCGGCGGUUCCCACUGUGGCUCCUUCAGCUCCAGCCUCGCCUAGCAAGUCUUCGAGCUCUUCCGCUAGUCCGUCUGCGACUCCGUCCUCCAGCCCGGGCAAUGGCGGUUCGUCUAACAGCAUCGACGCUCUCUACAGGGCCAAGGGCAAGCUCUACUACGGCACGGCCGCCGACUCGGGCACGCUGUCCAAGGCCCAGAAUGCUGCCGUUAUCAACGCCAACUUCGGCCAGCUGACCCCUGAGAACAGCAUGAAGUGGGACGCCAUCCAACCCACCCGUGGCGGCUUCAACUUCGCAGGUGCCGACGCGCUCGUCGAUUUCGCGGUAAAGAACGGCCACAGCGUGCGCGGCCACACUCUAUUGUGGUACCAGCAGCUCCCAAGCUAUGUCGAGGCGAUUACCGACGCCGCCGAGCUCCAGAGCGUUAUCGAGAACCACAUCAGCACCGUUGUCGGGAGGUACAAGGGAAAGAUUCGCGCUUGGGAUGUCGUUAACGAGAUCUUCGCCUCCGACGGCACUCUCCGUGACUGCGUGUUCACGCGAUUGCUGGGCGAGGACGUCGUCCGCAUCGCUUUUGAGGCGGCGCGUAAGGCGGACCCGGAUGCGGUUCUGUACAUCAACGACUUCCACCUAGAGAGCGCCACAUCUGCCAAGGUUACGAAGGGCAUGUUUGACCACGUGAGCAAGUGGCUCGCUGCCGGCGUCCCCAUCGACGGCAUCGGCAUCCAGGGCCACCUCGGCGGUGGCAACCCGACCGCCGCCGGCAUGCAGGCUGGUUUGGAGAAGCUCGCUCAGACUGGCGUCAAGGAGCUCGCCAUCACGGAGCUCGAUAUCGUGAACGCACCUGUCGAUGAGUACGUCAAGGUCACCAACGCCUGUCUCGCCGUCGAGUCUUGCGUUGGUAUCACCACGUGGGGUGUGAGCGAUGCCGACUCGUGGCUAUCUCAGCAGACGCCGCUGCUCUUUGACGCUAGCUACAAGCCGAAGGCCGCGUACACAGCCAUCGUUGAGGCGCUCUCGUAGACCUUCGACGCGACCCUCGAACGCGGGAAGGAGAGGUAGCUAGGGAGGACCGAACGUUCCGAAAGCUUUGCGCAUAGCUUUAAUCGUGCCCCUAACCGACGGGAGCCGUAUUUGGGUGGGCCGAUGGACCUGUAUUUAAUGCAUCAUGGUGAGAUUUCUCUGCCCUACGAUGGGAGAAAUGUGAUGAUACAUAAUAUGAUAAUUACGGUCACACAACCCCUCAACCCCUCUGCCAUAUAUUAAUAGUCAGCCUGUAAGAAGCAGGUCGUCCUUCGCGUAAAUGAUAACGUAAUCUACCCCUAUAUCACCGACUACAUCUGUAGUAGUUUUCCACAGUACGAUGUCCAUUAGACAUCGAUAGGCAUCACAAUCAAUUUCUGUAGUAGCAAAUUGGAAAAGUGAUCUAACCCCAAAUGAAACAUUUAUUUUCUAGACCGUGUUAGAGAUUCAAGUAGAAUUCUUAUAGUUCAGGACGUGAAAUUCAGCGUCCAAUAUAGAGUAGGGAGGUCCAAGGAGUCCUGUCGGCGAUAGGUACGAAACCCACCAGCCCCUGAAAGUCAA
This is a messenger RNA of Durotheca rogersii, 2039 nucleotides long. RefSeq names its product glycoside hydrolase family 10 protein. Lineage: Eukaryota; Fungi; Ascomycota; Sordariomycetes; Xylariales; Xylariaceae. The transcript is spliced from 3 exons. The coding region runs from base 213 to 1478 and encodes 421 amino acids. Gene Ontology annotation, biological process: carbohydrate metabolic process. The record is from RefSeq and is a predicted model, not a curated record. Gene Ontology annotation, molecular function: hydrolase activity, hydrolyzing O-glycosyl compounds.